Iphiclides podalirius (scarce swallowtail) is the source of this 282-nucleotide messenger RNA. NCBI's taxonomy places the organism in Eukaryota, Metazoa, Arthropoda, Insecta, Lepidoptera, Papilionidae. The record is from the annotation of a GenBank genome assembly.
AUGAUGGUGCGGUAUGUUAUUACUGUAUCAGUAUAUUUCAGGAAACUCACUACAGUACGUAGAAACCAGAGGUGGCGAGGACUUGCGAAGGCCGUUGGCACCUUGGCUCGCUUUUAUCAUCCCACAUGCUUCGGCGCCUUGCCGCCCGCGCGACACCAGCGGCCUCCUAAAAUGACGCCCUUAGAUCCAUUAAUAAGAAGCGAACAAAAUGCGGCGCAGCUGGCCCCAAUAAAACCCCACGAAAGUAUACUCGGCCUAAUGUUUAUGAAGAGCAAAAGGAGA